Molecule: messenger RNA, 453 nt
Organism: Symbiodinium necroappetens
Lineage: Eukaryota; Dinophyceae; Suessiales; Symbiodiniaceae
Source: the annotation of a GenBank genome assembly
AUGAAGAAGAAUGUCGGUGUGGAUAAAUGGAAGAAGGACCCCGAGCUGCGAGUGGCUCUGGCUCGCCGGAACUUAGCAUUCCUCUCUCGUGAGCUUCAGGAGUUCAUCGCCGACGGCUUUGCGCGAGAGCAGACGACGAGGCUCGACGACACCCUGAACGCCUUGAAACCGUCGAGGGCCGACGAGGCAACGCGACAGAACCUGCUGCUGGCAAUCCGCAAGGAGCUGCCAUCUCUACCGGCUAAGCAAGCGGAGGAGCAUCUGUGGCGAGCCUUCCGGCACAAGGUGAACUCCCUGCGCUGUCUGGGCCGGAAGGCUGUGCUGCUGGCGCUCCAGGCGGCUCGCAGCCCUCAGGGCCCUCAGGGCCCUCAGGGCCAAAGCGGCGAAGCGCCCCAAGAAUUCAAGCGCCGUCGCAUGGACACGCCGGCGCAUGGAGGGGAGCGGCCAGGAUAA